GCACAUACAAUUUCUGGAAGGAUGACAAUGGCGGGUCACGUGGCACUCAUAUCGUUCUCUUCUUCCUUACCUUCUCUGCCUGGUCUUCCUCGUCUGUCCUCCACAAAGCACCGACCUUUAAUCAUGGCGGCAAUGAGUGAUGAUCCAGUUCGUAAAUGGAUUCUCACGGACGGAAAUGCAACAGAGAUCAUAAGAAUUAGUCCUAUAGGCGGAGGUUGCAUCAAUCGUGCUAGUCGUUAUGACACUGAUGCUGGUUCUUUCUUUGUUAAAACAAACAGGAGCAUUGGACCAUCUAUGUUUGAGGGAGAGGCUCUUGGCUUAGGUGCCAUGUUUAAUACCGGAUCAAUUCGUGUCCCUAAGCCAUUCAAGGUUGGCCCUCUACCUACCGGUGGUUCUUACAUCAUUAUGGAGUUUAUUGACUUUGGUUUAUCCAGAGGUAAUCAGUCUGAUCUAGGCAGGAAGCUUGCUGAGAUGCAUAAGACUGGAAAAUCUGAAAAAGGUUUUGGUUUUGAAGUUGACAAUACCAUAGGCAGCACUCCGCAGAUAAACACUUGGUCAUCAGAUUGGAUUCAGUUUUAUGGGGAGCAUAGACUGGGUUAUCAGUUGCAGCUGGCUAGGGACCGGUAUGGUGACAGUACCAUAUAUGAAAAAGGACAAAGAUUAGUGAAGAGUAUGGGACCUCUCUUUGAUAAUGUAGUGAUUGAGCCAUGCCUGUUACAUGGGGACUUAUGGAGUGGAAAUAUCAGCUCUGACAAGAAAGGCGAGCCAGUUAUACUUGACCCGGCAUGUUACUAUGGACAUAAUGAGGCGGAAUUUGGAAUGUCAUGGUGUGCUGGCUUUGGCGGAUCUUUCUACAGUUCCUAUUUUGAGGUGAUGCCCAAGCAACCAGGGUUUGAGCAAAGGAAAGAUCUAUACAUGUUGUAUCAUUACUUGAAUCAUUAUAACCUCUUUGGUUCUGGUUACCGUUCCUCUGCCAUGUCCAUAAUAGACGACUAUCUUCGGAUGUUAAAAGCUUAGGCAUUGUUUGUAAAUCCAUUUUCAGUCCUCAUU
Fragaria vesca subsp. vesca is the source of this 1050-nucleotide messenger RNA. Its product is annotated as protein-ribulosamine 3-kinase, chloroplastic-like. The transcript is spliced from 9 exons. The record is from RefSeq and is a predicted model, not a curated record. Bases 22 to 1017 code for a protein of 331 amino acids. Lineage: Eukaryota; Viridiplantae; Streptophyta; Magnoliopsida; Rosales; Rosaceae.